AUGCCCGCCGUUGAACAUCCUCAAAGACUUGUUCCGUACUGCAAUCUCGUCUCUUGGGAAGCGAGCUCUUACCUGCUUUGUCGAUGCGCUGGAUGA
This is a messenger RNA of Fusarium odoratissimum NRRL 54006, 96 nucleotides long. RefSeq lists its product as uncharacterized. NCBI's taxonomy places the organism in Eukaryota, Fungi, Ascomycota, Sordariomycetes, Hypocreales, Nectriaceae. The record is from RefSeq and is a predicted model, not a curated record. The transcript has a single exon. The coding region runs from base 1 to 96 and encodes 31 amino acids.